CUCUCUCUCUCUGUGUAGGCGCGUCAACAGCUCGCGUGUGUGUCGCGGCGUCACGCAGGAACUUAACAGGAGCUCGACCUUGACAGACUGAGAGACCAUCCUCCUCCUCAUCCUCAUCCUCAUCCUCGGCGCGAGGUCCAGUUCAGCGCGCGUGAAGCUCAGCUGGCAUUUCCUGGGAGACAACAGCAGCGUUGUACAUCGCCAACAGGAGUGUCCUUUGACUGCUGUCUCAAACUGCUAAUUAUUGCCCAGAAUUAUUCACCUCAGUCGCAUUUUGAAGUUUCGUAAAGAAAGAACAAAGAGAGGGUUUCGGGUGUAAGGGACUGCUGCUGUCACGAUGGACGCCCAAUCACAAGGCCAGCAGCCUCCAGUGCCAGUGUUUCAGCCACAGAAAAUCCAACAGGAUAUGGGCUAUAACAGUUUAGCCAAUUUUCACAUUGAAAAAAAGAUUGGAAGAGGACAGUUCAGCGAGGUUUAUCGAGCUACAUACAUGCUAGACCAUACACCAGUAGCUUUGAAAAAAGUGCAGAUAUUCGACUUGAUGGAUGCCAAAGCUCGGCAAGAUUGCAUCAAAGAAAUAGAUCUCCUGAAGCAAUUGAACCACCCCAAUGUAAUUAAAUACCACGCGUCAUUCAUUGAAGAGAAUGAGCUAAAUAUAGUACUGGAACUCGCAGACGCCGGGGACCUCUCACAAAUGAUAAAGCAUUUCAAGAAACAAAAACGGCUGAUUCCUGAGAAGACAGUAUGGAAGUACUUUGUUCAGCUGUGUAGCGCACUGGAGCACAUGCACUCCCGUCGUGUCAUGCACAGAGACAUUAAACCCGCUAAUGUCUUCAUCACAGCCACUGGAGUGGUGAAACUGGGCGACUUAGGCUUGGGACGUUUCUUCAGUUCCAAAACAACCGCAGCUCAUUCUCUAGUGGGCACCCCAUAUUACAUGUCUCCCGAGCGAAUACACGAAAACGGAUAUAACUUCAAAUCUGACAUCUGGUCGCUAGGCUGCCUGCUCUAUGAGAUGGCCGCCUUGCAGAGUCCAUUCUACGGGGACAAAAUGAACCUCUACUCGCUGUGUAAAAAGAUUGAGCAGUGUGACUACCCGCCGCUACCGUCUGACCAUUACUCUGAAGAGCUGAGAAAAGUGGUAGAUAUGUGCAUCAACCCUGACCCAGAGAAAAGACCCGACAUCACCUACAUAUAUGGCAUCGCCAAACACAUGCACGCCUUGACGAUCGCAAACUGAGUCUGCUACCCGAUUCCUUUUGCUUCUACUUUUAAGACCUUCGUCUGGCCCACAAAUGUCAUUUAAAGCUUGUUUUGCUCCAUCGUAAUGCAACCUGGCAUCUUUCAGUACAAAAAAUACAAAAUAAGGCACAAAGCAAGGCCUUUGGUUUACUAGAACUACAUCAAAAAGGCAAAAAUGACCAUUGACCUUUACAUAUAGCACUUCUAAGAAGAAAAAGCAAAGAUAAGCAGUGUUGUAAACUGGUUUGACUUGAUUUUAGCUCUUUCAUAUGUUGGUAUUAUGCGAUGAUUGCAUAUUUACCUCCAUUUUUUUGUCCUGUCAUUACUAGCAUGAAAUGUAAAUCUGACAUGCUUUUCAAAAUCCCGUUCCAAGAACUUUUUCACAGCAAAACGUUAUGAGAAAAACAUCUCUAUAAAAAGAGAAUUAAAAUUCCCCUUAAAAAGCAACUUUGUUGCAUUCGAAAUUUCAGAGGUUUGUCGUUCUGUUAAAAGAGCAUGAGAUCAUAGUGGUAUUUGUCACAAUUUCCAUGGACUAAAUAACUAGCCCAUAUCUAAACCUCAGCAGUUUGUUCUUGCAUCUUGCUGUGAUGCUAUAAAAACAUGCAUUCAAUCCAAGUAUUUCCUGUCCGUCCUUCCCGAACCUAAAUAUAUUUAUUGCAAUACUUCUUGGGAUUUUAAGCCUUAGACCUUUGCAGUUUAAAAUGCGUUAAAUAAAUCAUAGAUCAUGACAAUACGUUUGCGUUUGCCAGCUAUCGUGUAACGCAUUCAGGGUGAAGUCUGUUUCUUAAAGGCAAAUUCAUCCCAGUAUCCGCACCUCUACGGCUGAUACUUGAACUUUAAUAAAUGAUUAAUGCAAAGGCGUCACUUGCAAUGCAGUAACUUAUAAAUAUUCACACAGUGCCUUGUUCUGUACUUCAGAAAGCGCAAAAACAGAGCCUUUCUUCCUGUAAACCAAAACACGUUUUUUUUUUUGCAGAAUUGGCAACAAUUACAUCAUUCAGUCGCUUUACAUGAAACACACCUGGUGUGUCGAGUAUCCUGAAAGAGGUACGUUUACAAAUGACUUUUUGCAAUGCAACGUGUGAGCCCGUUCGACCUCGUACACUUCCAGACUGUAACUCUGUGCUCCUGUCCUGCUUUCCAGAAUGUGGCUUGUGAUCUUUGGCAGACUCGGUCUAAUAUGAGUUACACAAACGUAUGAAGUUAUACUAUACAGACAGCAGCUAUUGCGCAGCACCUUUUGCAGACAGUAGGAUUUGCUGUGAUAGUACCAAAUAUAAAAUGGUAUGUUAUUUUUCUAACUUUAGUCAAGAGCAUUUUUAGUGUUUACCUUCUUCUUUUUACUGUAUUUUCAGUAAUCACCUUUUUCUUUCGUCUUUUGUUAACACGAUAAGAGAUUAUGCUUGUUGCCUUAUAGAUAAUAGUAUGUAUUUAUCUUGACGAGGCACGCGAGGCCUGUUCCAGCGAGAUCUGGAUCCUUUACCGCGGUAAAGCACACAUGAAUCAAACGCUCACUGUCUGCCAGACUGUACUCUCUCUACUUCCACCCAAAUCAUUUGAGAGGGGAAGGAAAGAAAGGCAACUUUUUAUUUAUUUGUCUUUUUUGACGGUUCAUUUGAACAUGUUUAACAUUCAAGAUGCACAUUAAUUCUUUAUAUGCUAAUUGAAAUGAAAAAAAAUAAAUAAAAAAAUUAAAUGACUUCAACAUUUUACAUUGGUGUUGUGAUUAUUUAAAGUUUGAACUGACUAUGUAUAUUCAUUUAGCAUUUGCAAAAUUAGCAUAACAUUUAAACUUUUUAACUAAAUCUCUAUAUUUUGCUGCGUUCUUAGUCGUUUUAAUUGCACUUGCCAAUCAAUCCCCCAAAGCGUCGCCCACUCAUAUUUGCUUGUGUUUAUUUGUAUUCUUUUAGCGACUGUCUCCACUUAGCCCUGAGCUUUUUUUUUUAGCUGCCAGCGUGUCACGCUCGUGCCCCAGGGUCCGCGUCCGGCUUAUCCCCUCCAGGAAAGACAUCGGCAAGGGGACUAUUUCCUCUC
Sinocyclocheilus anshuiensis is the source of this 3276-nucleotide messenger RNA. RefSeq names its product NIMA-related kinase 7 (gene nek7). Gene Ontology annotation, biological process: peptidyl-serine phosphorylation. NCBI's taxonomy places the organism in Eukaryota, Metazoa, Chordata, Actinopteri, Cypriniformes, Cyprinidae. Gene Ontology annotation, molecular function: ATP binding; protein serine/threonine kinase activity. Gene Ontology annotation, cellular component: nucleus. The record is from RefSeq and is a predicted model, not a curated record. Bases 338 to 1240 code for a protein of 300 amino acids. The transcript is spliced from 11 exons.